AGGACUUAUACCAUAAUUAAGACACUUCUAGAGAACACAGCAGCUGCUCGAAGCCGCUCUUCUCCAUUUAAGGUCAUGCCACGCUUUCAGGAUUUCGUGGAGGAGAUCGUAUCAGAUGACGAGGAAAGCAACAAGGCCAACAGGGCGCCUGUGAGCAGUACUUGUACUCCUUCUGUUGGCUCAGCUCCUCGUGUCGGACAGCCUGUGACACAAGAGGUGAUUGCCUUGUCAACCAAUGUCAAUCGUGGCAACAUGAGCCAAGAGGCCUUCAAUCAGAAGUUGACCCAUUUGCAGAUUCAAAACAAGCGAAUUGGUGAUCUAGAAGGGUUGAAGCUGGUGCCUGGUGUUUACGUCCUGUACGCUUACGACAACCUCAUCUCGAGCCUUGCAGGAAUUCAGAGUUUGAGGCGUUUGCAGCAGCUCUACCUGCAAAACAAUAGGAUAACAACCAUGGCAGGGCUCGAGGGUCUCAGCAUGCUGCAGAAGUUGCACCUGGGACAUAACAGGUUAGCCCGGAUUGAUUCACUGGAGAGCUGCACCCAAUUGGAGGAGCUGCUGGUACCUCAUCAGCAACCGCCGGUCGAAGCACCACUCCAGUUCUGUCCCGCGUCAAUGGCGGCCAUCUCAUCGACUUUGGUCCUCCUCAACACAGCUGGGAACCGACUGAAGGAGCUUCAGGAGCUCCUUCCGCUCAGACGUUUGACCAGUCUGGAUUUAUCGGAAAACAAGAUACCUCAGGUGGGCGAGCUCAAGGACCUGAUCUCAGGAGACUGUUUGCGUCGCAUCAAUCUAUUGGGGAAUCCCUUUGCCGCCCAAGAGCGUCGCUAUCGAACUGCUGUGGUCCUUUGCAGCACUGCCAUCGAGGACGGAUUUGUCUCCGGCCGGGAGACGUUCCAUGUCCAUGAAGCGGUGGACAUUGCAUACGUAAAUGUCGCCUGGUUCCAAGGCAUAGAAAUGCCUUUACUUUUGUGACAUGUGAUAUAUCUUUGUUUUCUGAUGUUUUCUGAGUCACCAAUUGAUCUACUUACUCUGGGACAAGCUCCGAUAGAAGCCUGUCGUGGAUUGCAGAACACGGGUCCUGUUCUCACAACUACAAUAGUAGGUUUGCAUGACCCGUUCAUGGUUUCUCCCAAAGAGCGCAUGGGGAUAUUACUGUAAGCCAAGGUUGUGCGCACAGAGCCCUAACUUGCCAAUCAUGUUAAACACGUGAUACAUCCCCGGUGACAUUUGUAGUACCUUUGCGUAGUGGUGGAGGUGUUUUUGCCAUCAAAGACGUUUGCUGCUUGAGGUGGUUGGCAGGGGCAAAAAGUACAAACAUGUGAAGGUCACUGAGCAAGAUGCUGGCAAAUGUAUCUCCAGGCAAAACGGACACAAAAUACGAAGGGAAAAUGCGAGACGGUCCACAGAACUUUCGGCAACGUGUUUAGCGGCGAUGGCUUCGCCAAAGCGGCUUUGAGGUUCAUAGAAGUUACAUGAAGUUACUCUCUUGAUCUUUUCUGCACUGUCUUGGUCUUGCAGUAGCCAAACAUGUGAUCUUUGCGCUGUUGCUGUUGUUGUUUGACCCCUACCUCUUCUAAAAGCAAUGGCAGCAGUAAUCCUCAGACACACAUGUACUCGAACCGAACGAAGCCUCUUGCGCGAUCAGAAGGUGCAGUUUGGAAAGCUUUUGGUUUGAAUAAGGUGGUGUGCCGUGUGCCUGUUUAAUGAGAUUGAGGAUAUGACAAGUCUCAUGAGCUUCAUGUUGAGCUCCAUGAGCAAGGCAGAAUAUGGAUACGUUUUGCUGCUGGACGCGGCAUUCAUAGAGAGAGAGAAGCGACGAUAUUGAUAUGAAGAAGGUUUGUCUCCUUGCAAGCGGCCAACACGUGAACCAAGGAUCGGGGAAUGGCCCUUCCCAAAAGGGCUUUCCUUUCAAGCCAGGCACAUCAUGAGAUCAAACAGUGUUGAGAAGAUCUCAAAAGGACCAUUUGUGGAGAAGGUUCCUGUCAAAAGCGGCUCGUCUCACAAAUCUUCUGAUCCACCGGCGGAGGUUUUCUCGAUGUAUUUUCGUCGUAGACGACAUGGUGAGGUGAACAAAAGUGGUCCCCAAAGAGAUAGUGGCACGGUGUCCAAUACAUUGUAAGUGGGAUCCGGAUUCUACUUUUCUAUCUAGACAUGGGGGUCAGGAGGAAGUCCGACCUUUGGUGCGGAGAGAGGGAGGAGCUCUUGUUGAAUGAAAGGAGUUCGGUGCAGAAGGACUGAUGCAUAACCUCCGAUGGAGAGCCUGAUUAGAUCCACCACACAAAAAAAGGCCGUGUUUAAUGAAAACGGAAGGAAUGCUGCAUGAAGGAGGUGUGCACUGGGUAAUGUAGACUCUUGACUAACACCCGAUAUUAUCAGAGGUGUUUCGUGCAUCCAAGUCGGGGGCGUUUGGAAUCAACUUCCUGUGCAUUCAUCGGUCCGGAAGUUGACGAAAGCACCUGACAUCGCCAGUUGGACGCGCGGCGGAACUCGCACGUUUCGUGGAUUCGGCACGAGACGGGAAUCCACGAUGGAUCGUUCGCAGCGUAUCGGAGUUCUCACGAAUGUUUGCUGAUUACUGUAUGUAUUUGUUUUAAUUGUACGCUUUUGAUAUGUCUCUGCCGCUUUGCAUGUAAAGGCUGGCAAGGUGGUAGUAAGCUAUGCAUGUGAGAACUGCGAACAUAGAACUCUAACUAUACAAAUGUGUGUAACCUUGAACUGAUUUGCUUGGUGGCUUCUCUGCCAGAAUCUCGAACGCCGCAUGACAGUUUGCUCUGAAAGGAAAUCGAUGGUCGAGAAGUGCUCCCACAGGAGCGCGACUUUGUGCGACGCUUGGACGAACAAAAGCGAAAACUCAACGCACAGCGGAAGCGCCACUUGAAUCGUGUCGCUUCCGACGGACGACCGCGAAUGCCUGGGACUUUGCCAGAGAAGGGAACAGGCCGCCAGUUGAUGGGAGCAGAAGGUGAAACCUUAGGGCUGCAGGACCUCAGACUCUGAGGACAGCGCCAUGAAUGUGGUGGUUCUGACCCUGAGUGUCACAGCUGGACAAAGGGAACUGUAGAUAGAAAAGGCGUCACAACUUGCUCGUCCAGGGCAUUGAAUUUAACUUGCCCAAAUCGGGAAUGGCUCAAGAAAGGGGUACCAUCUAA
Messenger RNA from Durusdinium trenchii, 3149 nucleotides. Lineage: Eukaryota; Dinophyceae; Suessiales; Symbiodiniaceae. The record is from the annotation of a GenBank genome assembly.